AGCGCCUGCGCGCCGCACCCUGACCCCGCCCCUUUUCGACCCAUCCGGCAUAAGCUUCCGGUUCCUAGGCUGGAUUGGCGGUGAGCGGAGCCUGAGGUGGCUGCGACCUUCCGGAGGGUCCUUGCUGGAGAUGGACAACCGGAUUCCUUAUGAUGACUACCCAGUGGUUUUCCUGCCUGCCUAUGAGAAUCCUCCAGCAUGGAUUCCUCCUCAUGAGAGGGUAUACCACCCAGACUACAAUAAUGAGUUGACCCAGUUUCUGCCCCGAAUUGUCACACUGAAGAAACCCCCUGGAGCUCAGUUGGGGUUUAACAUCCGAGGAGGAAAGGCCUCCCAGCUAGGCAUCUUCAUCUCCAAGGUCAUUCCCGACUCUGAUGCCCAUCGAGCAGGACUUCAGGAAGGGGACCAAGUCCUAGCUGUGAAUGAUGUGGAUUUCCAAGAUAUUGAGCACAGCAAGGCUGUUGAGAUCCUGAAGACAGCCCGUGAAAUCAGCAUGCGUGUCCGCUUCUUUCCCUACAAUUAUCAUCGUCAAAAAGAGAGGACUGUGCACUAGAGAGUUGCAGCCCACAGCCUUCCACACGGAAUCUUCUAGGAUAAGCUGGCUAGGCCUCAGGGAAGCCACUUGGGGAACUUUGCUCUCAGCCCCAUCCUGGCAUAGUGGAAUGGGGAGGAUGGGGAGACAGUGCUGCCCUGCACUGAGCUAGCUAGCCAACUGUAUUACCCAAACUACUGCCCUUUUAGUUCCCUAGUUUUCUAGGUGAGCUCCAUUCCCUGAGAGGAGAAGGGUGAUGAUGUCUAAGUAUAGCCUAACCUGUGGAGAACCCUGCUAGAAAAGGCAACUGACAUUUAUUGAAUACCGUGUGCUAGGCAAUUGUACAUAUGUCAUAUCAUUUUCACUAGAGUAUACAAAUCAGUAGAGAAAGGAAUCUUGAGGACCUUCUAUCUAAUCUGCCUGGCCAUCUCAUCCCAUCCUUAUACUGCCAGGCUUAUACACUUCAGAGACUCCAGUGGGACCCUAUUUUUACUGCCUCCCUCCUGUCCUCUCCCCAAGAAAGUAAAAUGCAGUGCUGAGGAAAUGUUGGUGUGAUUUUUGGAUGAUACUGGUAUAAAAUACUGUUGAGUCAAAAAUAAAAGCUCUUCCAAAGAGAGGAGCCACUGGAA
Molecule: messenger RNA, 1161 nt
Organism: Equus caballus (horse)
Lineage: Eukaryota; Metazoa; Chordata; Mammalia; Perissodactyla; Equidae
Gene: PDZD11
Product: PDZ domain containing 11
Biological process (GO): maintenance of epithelial cell apical/basal polarity; neurotransmitter secretion; protein localization to basolateral plasma membrane
Cellular component (GO): cell-cell junction; basolateral plasma membrane; synapse
Molecular function (GO): protein binding
Source: RefSeq, a predicted model, not a curated record